Messenger RNA from Hermetia illucens (black soldier fly), 1664 nucleotides. Its product is annotated as cell death-inducing p53-target protein 1. Lineage: Eukaryota; Metazoa; Arthropoda; Insecta; Diptera; Stratiomyidae. The record is from RefSeq and is a predicted model, not a curated record. Bases 378 to 764 code for a protein of 128 amino acids. The transcript is spliced from 3 exons. Gene Ontology annotation, molecular function: zinc ion binding.
AUUUUGGUUUCGUAGAAGUAGAAGUUUACAGCCGCCAUCACUCAACAUUUGGUGGAGUCUCCUCUUUUGUUUACAUCGGGUUUAUAGCGCCUUAAUUGCAACUCGUAGGCAUACAACAAUUUCAAUCAACACAGAAAGAUCUUGGAGUAUAAAUAAUAAAGCAGAAGAUAAGAAAUUUCAAGGAGCAGCAGUGGAAAAAGAUAUUCUCAAGUGUUAAUUGGGGGCUCUCUAAGAAAACUUGUUCGUGUCGUUUUUGACUUUCCGCCGUGACAGUCCGUUCGAGCUCAGUAUUUUCGUGAAGUGAGUGAACGAGAGGUUGCCUCGCCGUCCCGCGACCUGUUUGGAGGAAACCUAUCGCAAAUCUUUUACAAGACAAGAUGAGUAAAGCGAACAAUGCACCUCCACAGUAUACAUUCGUGCCACCUCCGAUGGCUCCACCAAGCUAUUCGGAAGCAGUGGGGGGCGUUAAACCAACAAGUCCAUUCACACCGCAAUCACAAACUGCUACAUCGACGCACAUUGUAACGACGGUUGUACCGAUCGGACGUCAUUCAACGCACAUGAUUUGCCCGUCUUGCAACGCUGAAAUUGAAACAUCUACACGAACCGAGCCUGGCCUAAUUGCCUAUAUGUCAGGAUUUGUAAUAGCUUUACUUGGAUGCUGGCUAGGCUGUUGCUUAAUUCCAUGUUGUAUUGACGAAUGUAUGGAUGUACAUCACACUUGCCCCAAUUGCAAAGCGUAUCUGGGCAGAUAUAGGCGAUAGGCGCAUGAUUAUAACGUUACGACCGAAAUAUUACGUAUUUAUUAUUUCAAUUUCUUUUGUCCGUGUCAUUGAUUGGAAUUCGUAAUAGACUUAGACCGCAUGCUUUUCGAAUAAUGUGAAAGAAUCUCAUAUACUUAAAAAAGAAAAUGCUCAUAAUGAUUUAUUGGCUGCUAACGUGUGCAAUGUAAGUCUUUUUUACGAAAAGGGCAGCAAAUUACUUUCCUGUUUGUUGCAUGUUUAAAGAAAUUUCCGAGAUUUUUGCUCAUACUCAAUCAAAAAGGUAAUUUGUCAGCUUAUGCCAUACGUGAAUCUCAAAUAUUGUUUAUUUCUUAUUUUUUUUGAAAAUUCUGUAAACCAAUCAAACGGGGUCCAAUUAUCAUCUUAUACAUCAUCUCCUAAGAAAGGAAUAGACGCAUUUACGUCAUUGGUGAUAGCUAUGCAUAUCGGCAGCUUAUCACUAUUAUUGAUUCAAAACAUAUCCUACAAAAACACCGGUUGUUUUCAUAGCUAGGCAGCUUGGACUAGUCCAGCAAAUUUAGUUUUAUUCAUACUUAUCAUUAAGUUUUAUCCUUAUCGAGAAUCAUUGCAAACCCCGGGUUCUCCCUGAAUUGACACUUACCCGCUGACCCCCUAUUCCAGCUUUUCUAAAGCCGUUUAUUAAUAAUGUACAACGAGUUCAAUAGCACUUUACUUACACAAGAAGAACAAUUGGUAAAUAAAUUUCCGUCGGGUAGAAGUAAAUGUGCCUUCAAGUGACAUUUUUAAAAUGAAUUUUCACUUUUUGAAUGUGGAAUAACAUGAGAAACUUUCCAUGUGCAAGGUUUUAACAAGAUUAAACAAUUCUUUUCAUAUUAAUGUAUUUGAUAUAUCGUAUGAAUAAUAAAAACUACUUGAAAUUAA